Messenger RNA from Aspergillus uvarum CBS 121591, 1032 nucleotides. RefSeq lists its product as uncharacterized. The transcript is spliced from 4 exons. Bases 1 to 1032 code for a protein of 343 amino acids. Lineage: Eukaryota; Fungi; Ascomycota; Eurotiomycetes; Eurotiales; Aspergillaceae. The record is from RefSeq and is a predicted model, not a curated record.
AUGUUGUAUUGGCAAAAGAAGAGCAAUUGGUCUAGACUGCUCACCCUGACCCUAACCUGGGCCUCCUUCAUCCCCCCAAUCCGGCAUGUAUGGCACACCAAAGACAGCCGAGGCAUCUCCUCGGCCCACCUGCUCUUCAACCUGCUCUGCGCCACCGACCACGUCUUCAUCAAAGCCUAUAGCACGGCCAUGCUGUGGACCUUAUCCCGACUGGAAGACCUGCCCGAAUUCGACCUCCCUUACGAGAUCGCAGUCUCCGCCCUGGAUUGGAUCAACCUCGCCCAGGUGCUGGGGAUCUGGGUUCUAUCCAACAUCUUUUUCGCACUAUGCCUCUACCACACCCCCCCGACCCGCCCCCAUCACCGCCUCCGCAUCCUCCUAGCCCUAGCAAUCUACAUCUUCUUCCUCCUUUCCAGCCUUAUCCCCCUGGCCCUAGACCUCACAACAGACAUCUGGUGCCCGCCAAACAAACCCCACAACUGCGAGAUACACGACCUUACCGUCAGCCCCGUACUCCUCAUAGCCCACAUGUUACUGUUGCCGAUCAUUACCCUCAUCCUUCCGGUUCUGGGCUUCUAUAAACAGGCGCGACGGCAGCAGCACGACCUCACUAGAAGUUCCUCACGUGCCGCCAACACCCUAACCCCUGAACGCAACAACCUCAACCGCCUUCUCGCCCGGCCCCGUCUCCUCCAAGCGGCCAUUUUCGCUGUCUCGGCGGUGCUUUGGAUUUUUCGGUUGGCACCCGUGUGGAAGCUCCUGCGGUAUGCGCCGCCGCGGGAUCCGUCGGAGCCGGCUCCGCCGCCGCCGCCGCUGUCCUGGUUACGGUUGGUUCUGGUCUGGUGGGUGCAGUUGGGGUAUGUGGCUGUUGAUGAUGGGGUUUUUGCGGUGGGGCAGGGGGUUUUGGGGUAUUUGGGGUUGCGACAGGGGGCUGAUGAGGCGAGAGGGUAUUGUGGUGGUGAUGGUGAUGCGGAGAGGAGGCCGUUGUUGGCUGCGGAUGAGGAACGGUCGAGUUAUCUUUCUGGUGACUGA